This is a messenger RNA of Perognathus longimembris pacificus (Pacific pocket mouse), 1058 nucleotides long. RefSeq names its product calcyon neuron specific vesicular protein (gene Caly). Lineage: Eukaryota; Metazoa; Chordata; Mammalia; Rodentia; Heteromyidae. Gene Ontology annotation, molecular function: clathrin light chain binding. The record is from RefSeq and is a predicted model, not a curated record. Gene Ontology annotation, biological process: endosomal transport; clathrin coat assembly; G protein-coupled dopamine receptor signaling pathway. The transcript has 6 exons. Gene Ontology annotation, cellular component: endosome; membrane. Bases 114 to 782 code for a protein of 222 amino acids.
UGCGAAGCGUCUGGAGCUGCGUCCUCCGCCACCACAUCAGCCUCCCCGUCCUCCUGCGCCCGGCCCGCGUCCGGCAGCAUCUGCGUGGCAACCUCCGGACAAGUUGGUGAAGCAUGGUGAAGCUGGGCUGUAGCUUCUCGGGGAAACCAGGCAAAGACCCUGGAGACCAGGAUGGGGCUGCCACAGACAGUGUCCCUCUCAUCAGCCCACUGGAUGUCAGCCAGCUCCAGCCACCAUUUGCUGAUCAGGUGGUCAUCAAGACACAGACAGAAUACCAGCUGUCCUCUCCAGACCAGUCAAAGAAGCUCCUAGACUUGGAGGGUCAGAAGCUGGCAUGCAGUCACCCAGAGGAAGGGCGUAAGCUGCCUACAGCAAGAAUGAUCGCCUUUGCCAUGGCACUCAUGGGCUGUGUGCUGAUCAUGUACAAGGCCAUCUGGUACGACCAGUUCACCUGCCCAGAUGGCUUCCUGCUUCGGCACAAGAUCUGCACGCCCCUGACUCUGGAGAUGUACUACACGGAGAUGGACCCCGAGCGCCACCGCAGCAUCCUGGCGGCCAUCGGGGCCUACCCGCUGAGCCGCAAGCACGCGGCCGAGAUGCCGUGGGCAGAGAGCUACCGCUCGGGCAAGGAGGAGCGCAGGGGACCCGCCCUGGCGGGGGCACCGGGGACCGCGAAGGCGGCGGUGGCAGCCGGGACGGAGCCGCCGGAAAAGCCCUCGGCCAAGGUAGAGGAGGAAGCCCCGAAGGCGGCGAGCAGCGCGCCUUCCCAGGCCCUGCAGUGAGGGCCCAGCGCGCCCAGCCCAGCCGCGGCAGCGCCCCUGCCUGCUUCUGUGACCAGUGACUCAUCGCCCGUCGCUCUCCGGCCUCAUGUUUGUGUCCUUGUUCCCAGAGCCUGGCGAAGCCCCAACCCCCAGGGGCCUCUGGCUCUGUUGCUUUUCUGUAAGUAAAACUUAAGUCUACCUGAUCUUUCUUACUCUUGCUUGUCGUUGCCUGUUGCCCUUUCUCCUGACCCCUGUGGCAUUGUCAUCAUGCUUACAGGCCUCAGGCCUGAGAGUUGA